AUGUGCGGCAUAUUGGCCGUCAUCCUGGCCUCUCCGGCAGCGGACGCCGCACCAGAGAUCCACCAGGCGCUAUACUAUCUCCAACACCGCGGCCAAGAUGCUUGCGGGAUUGCCACUUGUUCAGGAGGUGGCAAAAUCUCUCAGUGCAAGGGCAACGGACUGGCGUCGAAGGUCUUCCACGAUGGCCGCAGAGUCGCGGAUCUACCUGGCUACAUGGGCCUUGGGCAUCUCAGAUAUCCCACCGCCGGAAGCAGCGCCAACGCGGAAGCCCAGCCAUUCUACGUCAAUUCACCAUACGGAAUCUGCUUCACCCACAACGGUAACCUGAUCAACGCGCCAGCCCUCAAGAAGUAUCUCGAUCAAGAAGCACAUCGACACAUCAACACCGAGUCCGACAGCGAGCUGAUGUUGAACAUCUUUGCUGAUGAGCUCAACGAGACUGGUAAAGCACGUGUGAAUGCCUCAGACUGCUUCACCGCUCUUGAAAGGAUGUACAAGCGAUGCGAAGGUGGCUGGGCAUGCACUGCUAUGCUUGCUGGCUUUGGAUUGAUCGGUUUCAGGGACAGCUACGGCAUCCGGCCGAUGGUGCUCGGCGAGCGUCCGUCUGCUGAAGUCCCUGGAAGCAUGGACUACAUGAUGGCCUCAGAGUCGGUCGCGCUCAGUCAAAACGGCUACGGCAACAUUCGAGACAUCCUUCCGGGCCAAGCAGUCAUCAUUGAGCGCGGCCGCGAGCCUGUCUUCCACCAAGUCGCACCCCAACAGGCGUAUGCACCGGACAUCUUCGAGUAUGUGUACUUUGCUCGCCCUGAAAGUAUCAUCGACGGCAUCUCUGUCUACCGAUCCCGACAAUUAAUGGGCUAUCGCCUGGCCGAGACGAUCCAGAACCAACUCGGCCCAGAACAGCUCAAAGAGAUUGACGCCGUCAUCCCGAUUCCAGAAACAUCCCUCGUGUCUGCAUACGCAGUUUCGAAGCACCUCAAGAAGCCAUACUGCCAGGGCUUUGUCAAGAAUCGCUACAUUUUCCGCACUUUCAUCAUGCCCUCUCAGCAAGCGCGGCAGCGUGGAGUGCGCGCAAAGCUAAACGCCAUUCCGGUGGAGUUCCGGAACAAGAACGUGCUUUUGGUCGACGACAGCAUCGUGCGCGGGACCACUAGUCGUGAGAUCGUAAGCAUGGCGAAAGAGGCUGGAGCUAGAAAGGUCUAUUUCAGCAGCUGUGCACCUCCGAUCAAGAACGCCCACAUCUACGGCAUCGAUCUGGCUAGCCCCAGCGAGCUGGUAGCCCACGAGCGCGACAGCAACAAGAUUGCCGAGCACAUCGGGGCGGAUGCCGUCGUGUAUCAGAGUCUUGCCGACCUAGAAUCUGCUUGCGCCCAGGACAGUCCUCGCGACCCGGCGAAACAGCAGUUCGAAGUCGGUGUGUUCUGCGGAAAGUACGUCACGCCAGUGCCUGACGAGUACUUCGACCAUCUCGAGCGCAUCAGAGGCGAGACGAAGAAGCAGAAGGUCUUCGACAAUGCUCUCGAAGCUGUGAGACAAGGCACCGCCGGCCCACAGCAGGUCCAGAUGGCAGCCAACGGCGUGAACGUGACCAACACCGGUGAAAUUGUUGCUAGGGGCAACGGUUCAGACGAUGGCGCUCAGCAACCGAAUGGACAGAUGGACGAAAGGCAAAGCGGCAUGAACGGAAGUGCUGAUGGUGCCAAUGGGCGGGAGGAAAUGCACCGGGAAAGCCAGGACGUCGCCUUGUACAACCUCAACGAUCAGUAG
This is a messenger RNA of Saxophila tyrrhenica, 1767 nucleotides long. RefSeq names its product amidophosphoribosyltransferase (gene ADE4). Gene Ontology annotation, cellular component: cytoplasm. The record is from RefSeq and is a predicted model, not a curated record. Gene Ontology annotation, molecular function: amidophosphoribosyltransferase activity. The transcript has a single exon. Gene Ontology annotation, biological process: purine nucleobase biosynthetic process; purine nucleotide biosynthetic process. The coding region runs from base 1 to 1767 and encodes 588 amino acids. NCBI's taxonomy places the organism in Eukaryota, Fungi, Ascomycota, Dothideomycetes, Mycosphaerellales, Extremaceae.